AUGAAAAUCAUUGUGCUGUUAACGGUUGUGUGCGCUGCAUUAGCCAUCCCGAUUGAUUACUAUACGACUGCUGAUGAUAACCUGGAUAUGAAGGCGGUGAUAAACGAUCCAGGGAAGCUCAAAGCCAUGACUGACUGCUUCUUGGAUAGAGGCUCAUGUGAUGUUGUUGCAAUGAGUUACAAAAAAAUAAUUCCUGAUAGCAUAGAGAACCUGUGCAACCGUUGUAACGACGCUCAGAAGCAUUUGGCCAACACAUACAUGAACGGUUUGCUCUCGAACGCUCCAGAUGACCACGACAGAUUCCUAAAGAAAUAUGACCCUGACUCAAAAUACACGACCAAAUUUAUGGAAGUUGUUAAAGACUUUUAA
Pieris macdunnoughi is the source of this 369-nucleotide messenger RNA. The record is from the annotation of a GenBank genome assembly. NCBI's taxonomy places the organism in Eukaryota, Metazoa, Arthropoda, Insecta, Lepidoptera, Pieridae.